AUGGGUGCAAUAAAAAUCACCAGUGAGAAAAAAGUUGAUUUGGAUGAUAUUCUGGAGCAGUAUGGAAUGUUUGAUCGUUUUCACCUACAGACGAUGUUUUUAGCGUUUCUAGCGUUUGCUUCGAAUGCUAUGUAUUGUACUAAUUUUGUGUUUGCCACUGAGGAAGUGGAGUACAGAUGUAAAGAUGACAUGGACAAUCCACAUUACUGCUAUGCAAAUUCGACGCAAGUAUGUUCGGAGUGGGUGUACGACGAACCAGACAGCUUCGUCUCAUACUUCCAACUAGCCUGUCAUGAAUGGAAGAGGACUUUGGUCGGUACGGUGCACAGCUUCGGGUACAUGUGCGGACUCCUUAUAGUCGGCCCGAUGUCUGACAGAGUCGGGAGGAAAACUGCAGUUGUUAUUACGGGUAUCUUGGGUGGAUUCUUCGGGCUUUUGAGAAGUUUCUCGCCGUGGUACUGGUUCUACAUCGCCAUGGAGUUCUUAGAAGCUGCAAUUGGAGACAGUUAUUCUCCUAUGUAUGUACUAGUUAUUGAAAUAGUUUCUACCAAAAGAAGACUAAUAUUUUAUAUGAUGUGCGGUUUUGGAUACUGUUUUGGAGGAAUAACGUUAGCUUUCGUCGCGUGGAUAACGCCGAACUGGAGAUGGAUCUUAAGAGUGAUAUAUGUACCAGGAUUUUUAUUCUUUGUCUACAAAUUUCUACUCGAUGAGAGUCCAAGAUGGCUUCUUACAAAGGGAAGAAAGGACGAAGCUGUGGCCGUUCUAAAAAAGGCUGCCAAGAAGAAUAAGCUGACGAUAGAUGCAAAUAGUUUCCAUCAGUUAUCCUGUGACGUCAGUCCAAAUGUGCCUUUUAAUGAAUUGUUGAAGGACACGUUUAAAUCAAGUCAAUUGAGGAAGAGAUUAUUCGUUUGUUUAGUUUGGUGGACAGCAUCCACCUUCAUCAACUAUGGAAUGAUAAUAAACUCUGUAACUUUACAAGGGAAUAAAUAUGUUAAUUUUGGCCUAUCGUCGCUCGUAGAAAUUCCCGCAUCUCUUAUUGUUACUUACAUUCUAAUUUAUUUUAAAAGAAAACUACCGUUGAUGUUAUCAUUCUUUACUGGAGCUGUUCUAUGUAUAGCACAACCAUUUAUACCGUUAGGUUUACCGUGGCUAUCGAUCACAUUCUACAUGGUGGGAAGGAUGAUGAGUUCGUUCUUUUUCGCCAUAACCUACAUGUACACGUCUGAGCUGUUCCCGACGUACACACGGAAUUCCAUGCACGCUUUGUGCUCCUCACUCGGCCGCGUGGGCGCCAUCAUCGCGCCGCAGACGCCGCUCCUGAACGUGUAUUGGUCUGGACUACCGUCCCUGGUCUUCGGUCUCGUGGCUGUGUUCGCCGGUCUCACCACUUUCCUAGUUCCCGACGUAUCAGAUGAUCUGCUACCAGACACCGUACUACAGGCUGAAUCUUUGGGCAAAUCAAAGAUCUCUUCAAAAACCGCAGAUGGCCAUAUUGAAAAAUAUACCUCUCAACUGUGAAUAAAUUAUUAAAAAUGCAUGCAAUAAUAUGUAUUAAAAUAUAAGUUAUGAUUUUGAUCCCUUAUAAUGUAGAGAAAUUUUGUAAGACUGUACUUAAAAAAAAAAGUAAAGUCAGAUAAAGUUAUGUGUAUUUUAAGUCUAAUUUUUGGCUUAUAGGAAAAUCAAUUGUACUUGCAGAACUGUAGUUGAUAGAAAAGUGAAGGUGGAUAAGAGCAUAGCUAACUGCUUAUAUUUAAACAAAAAAAAAAAAAACGAGUGUGCUUUAGACCACACGACUGAAGUAAAACUUCUGCACAAUCGGCCUGCACUGUGUCUUACAUAUACGAAACAGAACUGGCUAUGAGAGAAAGAGAAAAAGAAAAUGUGUGCCCGCACCUCUCUUUCUUACUCCGUUCACCUCAACCGAUCACACUUUUGUCACGCAUUCACAAGCUUGUCCAAGUCAAGCGUGCAUAAAGAAUUUUUACUUCAAAGUAUUAUCAGCCCAAAGCAAAUUGAGAGCUAAGAUUUAUCAAUAGAUAUAAAACUAAAUGAAAAGUAAAAAAAACUUGUAUAUUUUUGAAGAAUUUUCAUUCAUCGAUAUCUGGGAAGAGAAAAAGAAGAAGAUUCAAUCCUCAGUACUGACAGUUUUGGCGACUUCUUGAGCCAGCAUUGAGAUAAUAAUAGGAUAUUAUAAUAUUUCAAAGAAACUUAGAUUUAA
Melitaea cinxia (Glanville fritillary) is the source of this 2218-nucleotide messenger RNA. Its product is annotated as solute carrier family 22 member 3-like. The record is from RefSeq and is a predicted model, not a curated record. Gene Ontology annotation, cellular component: membrane. Gene Ontology annotation, molecular function: transmembrane transporter activity. Bases 1 to 1518 code for a protein of 505 amino acids. Gene Ontology annotation, biological process: transmembrane transport. Lineage: Eukaryota; Metazoa; Arthropoda; Insecta; Lepidoptera; Nymphalidae. The transcript has 7 exons.